This is a messenger RNA of Linnemannia hyalina, 801 nucleotides long. The record is from the annotation of a GenBank genome assembly. Lineage: Eukaryota; Fungi; Mortierellomycota; Mortierellomycetes; Mortierellales; Mortierellaceae.
AUGUCGUCGUCUAUGCACACCUCGUCGCUCUUUGACGUCAAGGACAAGGUCGUCCUCGUCACUGGAGGCAGCCGUGGAAUCGGAUUGAUGAUCGCACACGGAUUUGUGGUCAACGGCGCAAAGGUCUACAUCUCGUCGCGCUCGGCCAAGGUCUGUGACAAGGUUGCCGAGGAGUUGUCCAAGCUCGGUCCUGGUCAGUGUAUCUCUAUCCCUGCGGACCUCCAGAGCCUCGACGAGGUCAAGCGUCUCACCGCCGAGAUUACCAAGCGUGAAUCCAAGCUCCAUGUCUUGAUCAACAACGCCGGUGCUACUUGGGGAGAGUCGAUUGCGACAUACCCAGACCAAGCAUUCGAAAAGGUCAUGAACUUGAACCUCAAACGCGUCUUCUCCCUCACCCAAGCCCUCCUCCCCCUCCUCGACCUCGCCGCAACCCCCGCCCACCCAGCCUCGAUCAUCAACAUCGGCUCCGUCGACGGAAUCCAUAUUCCCACCCAGGAGACCUACGCCUACUCGGCUUCCAAGGCCGCCCUCCACCAAAUGACUCGUGUCAUGGCCGGACACCUGGGUGCUCGUCAUAUUACUUGCAAUGCUAUUGCGCCUGGUCCCUUUGAGUCCAAGAUGAUGGCACAGACGUUGAAGGAUUUUGGAGAGCAGAUUGUGGGAAAUGUGCCAUUGGGACGAAUUGGACAGCCCGAGGAUGUUGCAGCUACGGCGAUUUAUUUGGCGUCUAGGGCUGGUGCCUACACCACAGGGGCUGUUAUCCCUGUUGAUGGCGGUACCUUGGUCAAGGCCAAGCACUAA